Molecule: messenger RNA, 1866 nt
Organism: Theobroma cacao (cacao)
Lineage: Eukaryota; Viridiplantae; Streptophyta; Magnoliopsida; Malvales; Malvaceae
Product: Protein phosphatase 2C family protein
Biological process (GO): protein dephosphorylation
Molecular function (GO): cation binding; protein serine/threonine phosphatase activity
Source: RefSeq, a predicted model, not a curated record
UUUGAAGUUUGAAGUUUGGAAGACUUGAAGUCUAUCCUUCCCUCCGCAGUAAAAUCGAGGAUUAGCAAGCAAAGCCAACCCAACUGUCAAAGAGAAGGCAGGGAGCAAUGGAAAAGUUGAAAAUGCCCUCAAGAGUCCCAACAGUCGCCAGCAAGCAAGCAAAGCAACGCCCUUGAUCUCAAAAGAAUUGAUUUUUAUUAAAAAUUCUCUCUCUCUUCUCUUGUCUACUUUUUCUCUUUCUCUGUUUGUCUGUCCUUUUCUUCAAUGUUUCUGCUUCUGUCACCCCAAAGUUCCUUGUUUUCCCGUCCAGAUUCCGAGAAAAUUCUCCUGGGUUCUUGUUAGUUUUUGGAAAAGACUCCAUUUCUGAUACUUGUAACAUAUUUCCUGAUUGUAACACUUCGCCCCCAGUGUCUUGUUCCUUUAUAGAUUUCCAGCUGGGCAUGUAAGGACGCUUAAAACUCUAUAAAGCAUCCAUUUCUCUAAACUUUUUCUCUUUUGGAUCUUGUGCUCCUCGAUCUUUAUCUAUCAAACAUAGAUGGGUAUAUAUCUCAGCACCCCAAAAACUGAGAAAUCCUCAGAAGAUGGCGAGAAUGACAGGGUUAGAUAUGGUCUAUCAUCCAUGCAAGGAUGGCGUGCAAAUAUGGAAGAUGCUCAUGCUGCAUAUCCUGAUCUGGAUGCUUCUACUUCAUUCUUUGGUGUUUAUGAUGGUCAUGGAGGCAAGGUGGUUGCAAAAUUCUGUGCCAAAUAUCUUCACCAGCAGGUUCUCAAGCAUGAAGCAUAUUCAGCUGGGGACAUAGGGAUAUCAGUUCAGAGAGCAUUUUUCAGAAUGGAUGAGAUGAUGCGUGGACAAAGAGGAUGGAGAGAAUUAUCCAUCUUGGGUGAUAAAAUAAACAAGUUUACUGGCAUGAUAGAAGGAUUAAUAUGGUCUCCGAGGAGUGGUGAUGGUAAUGACCAAGUUGAUGAUUGGGCCUUUGAGGAGGGCCCUCAUUCUGACUUUUCUGGACCAACUUCUGGGUGCACAGCCUGUGUUGCAAUUUUAAGAAACAACCAACUUCUUGUUGCAAAUGCUGGUGAUUCUCGUUGUGUGAUAUCUAGGAAGGGUCAGGCAUACAAUCUGUCUAGAGAUCACAAACCUGAUCUUGAGGCAGAGAAAGAAAGGAUUUUAAAAGCGGGUGGUUUUAUACAUGCAGGACGUGUCAAUGGCAGUUUGAAUCUCGCCAGAGCUAUUGGUGACAUGGAAUUCAAGCAGAAUAAGUUUUUGCCUGCCGAAAAGCAAAUUGUCACUGCAAAUCCAGAUAUAAACACUGUCGAGCUCUGUGAUGAUGAUGAUUUUAUUGUUCUGGCAUGUGAUGGAAUAUGGGAUUGCAUGUCCAGUCAGACGCUAGUAGAUUUUAUUCAUGAACAACUAAAAUCAGAAAGCAAGCUUUCUGUUGUUUGUGAGAGGGUACUCGAUAGGUGUUUAGCACCGUCAACAGCCACCGGUGAGGGUUGCGACAAUAUGACCAUGAUCCUGGUUCAGUUCAAGAAACCAAUCAAGUCUGCCUCGUCUGCAGACGAGCAAUCCUCGCAUUCAAAUCCGGUUGACACUGAAUCCAAACCAGAGGCAAGUCAAGGAAAGUAGCUGCAACUGUUGAAGAAGACUCGAGGACCCUUUGUUAUCUUGAUUCUCUAUGCAUUUGUAGAGGGCUUAGAGAAGGAAUGCAUUGAUGACAUACUAAGAUAAAAAAAAAUAUAUGCCUUUUGUUUCUCCUCUUCUUUCUUCCAUUUAAUGGUAAAAUUUUAGGAAUCACAAGUACAGUAGAAAUCAAUUAUGUAAUGUUUUUGGAUCCGAUUAACAGGUGUUUAUCUUAGAUCUGUUGAACCUCA